Paramuricea clavata is the source of this 9655-nucleotide messenger RNA. The record is from the annotation of a GenBank genome assembly. NCBI's taxonomy places the organism in Eukaryota, Metazoa, Cnidaria, Anthozoa, Malacalcyonacea, Plexauridae.
AAAGGGUCCGUAUUAAAGAAGCUAUGUGAAAAGGAAAUGACGCGAAAAAUUUGUCGGAAAUUGUCCGUAAUAAAAAGACGUUAGAGUCAGAGUAUUAGAGUAAGAAUGUUAGGGAGUAUUAGAGUUGUCCGAAUUAGAGAGGUGUCUGUAUUGAAGAGUUGUCCGAAUUAGAGAGGUGUCUGUAUUGGAGAGUUGUCCGAAUUAGGGAGGUGUUUGUAUUAGACAGUUGUCCGAAUUAGAGAGAUUUCUGUCCGAAUUAGAGGAGUGCCUGCAUAAGAGAAGUUGUCCGAAUUAGAGAUGUGUCUGUAUUGGAGAAUCUAGUCCAUGCAGUCCGAAUUGGAGAAUUUGGCAUGACAUCUCAUACGACUAAAUCAAUACCUGAAGUGAGGUGAAUCAGUUUCCGCAGUACCGUUGAUUCGCUUUAAUAUAUUCCCUCGGGUGUGCCUUUCUUUAUUUUGCUUUACACAGUAGCGGCAUGCAAAAAUUUGAAUUUGAAUUCUUAUUGUGGCUAUAAAUGAAACACAAACAAUUGCAAUGAUCAUACAGUUCAAUUACUUUGAAAUGCAUCAGCUAGAUGUUAUGAUUCAACAGCAAUUUGUUCCCAGCGCAGAACGCGUCAUUUCGAUGCGCAGUCGAAUCUCCGAUUUCGUCUAUAUAUUAAGCCAUCUAAUCGCAUCAACUUUGUAAUGUUGAAUCCCCAAUCUAAAUUACGGGAAACACUGAGUAUUUUUGCGAAAUACAAAACAAUAAAGAGUUUAAGAUCUACGAUGCGGCAAGUCAACGACGCACCUUCAAAACAACGAAAUUCUGCAAGACAAAAUAUAUUAAUAAUUUGUGGUCCCAUGGGGCAUGGGUAUCCUCAAUAGCUGUCAUUCUGGUGUAUGAAAACGACUGUUGACGCCACUAUUUACACUUCCUGUUCAUCAAUUUAUGGCGAAAUUUCCAGUACAGAUGCCAGGAUCGUAUAGGACUAGUCGUAUGGUGCAGAUAUGCCUUAAAAAGGAGAACGGGUAAUUCAAGGGAGUUAUUAGAAAGGGAGGGCUAAAAAUGAAGAAUUUACCCCGCAAAAGCUAACCAACUUUAAUGCCAGUCAGUCCAGUUUUAUAUUGAGGUCACUGUCCCAUCGCGGGCUGGGGCUUAAGGGGUUAAUUCCAAGAAUAUUUACGUUUCCGGCCUUCCGGGUAUAUUUUCACAAUUCUAAACGAAACCAACAACACUUUCACUUUGGCAGUACAAUAUUUGUGGCAAGAUUUUAUGCGAUCAUUUCGAUGGAAAGAAGACACAAAUAUGUUAUCUUGAAUUGUGAAGUAAGAAAGAUUUAAUUGAAAUGGCAAGUGCUUCAUCAGAAAGUGUUCCUGUUGAUGAAAUCAACGAACUACUCACAUGUUGUAUGUGUUUGGAAACUCUACAAGAACCAAGAAGCUUGGCUUGCUUUCAUAAUUUUUGUAAAGUGUGUUUAAGUGAGUAAUAUUUUCUUUGUUUAAAAGGUCUAUUGACACAAGCUUUGCGUGGAUAUACUUUACAGUUUAAUAAUUAAAUAUCCGAGUAAUGCAAGUUUUAUUUUUGCGCAAUGAAUGCGUCCCUGCUGCAUUAAUUGCGCGGAAGUGAAGACAGAAUAUUAUUAUUAUUAUUACUAUUAUUAUUAUUAUUAUUAUUAUUAAACUUUAUUUAAACACGGUACUAUUUCACAAACUAGUUACAUUUAAUUUAUUUAUGUAUAAAAGAGAAGGAAAAGAAAAAUGUGAUCUUCCAAUAGUGUUUAACUAUCUUAUAACACUAUCUACAAUAUACAUAUAGACUAUUCAACAUACAUAUUACUUACUAAUGUAACAAAUACUAACAAUAUUAAAAUGUACUCUCAAUUGAUAAUCUUGAGUUUUGCUUUAAAAAUAUUAACAGUUUCAGAAUUUUUAAUUUCACUUGGUAGAUUAUUCCAGGCCACUGCACCUCUAUAGCUAAACGCCUUUUUCAGGUAAUUUGUUUUAGGCUUCGGUGGUAGGAAAUCAUGUUUGGCUUGAUAAUGACUGCAUUGUAUGCAUAGCCAGGCCGUCACUUACAAUACUAAAUUCUGGUUUUGAGUAUUAAGCUUCCUCUCAAGACAAAGUAAACGAAAUAAAGGCAUUAAUUCAUGAAAAAUACACAGAAUUUGUAGGAUUUCGUUAAAAAUGCGCGGACAGAAGUCACAGAUGAAAUAUUUGCGCAGGGAACGCCUGUGUUGUAAACAUGGGGGGGAGGGGGGGGGGGUUGUUGAUUUUUAACCUACAAUUGUGCAUAUAUAGUGUUGCCUCGUUUUUUCAAAACCACGUAUAUAUCAAUAAAACCUACAAGACGAACGACAAAAGCGUUAUGGCUAAUUGUGCAUAUAUAGUGUUGCCACGUUCUUUCAAAAACACGCUUUGUAUAUACUAAACUGCAGUAACAAACGCGUCAACGCAUCACGGCGCCCUUGGCGACAUUACUUUAGAAUCUUGGACAACGUAAAAAAUUGUGUAUUUACUUUUCAUAUGUAUACAUGCUUAUAUUCACUUUUACAUUUUAGGCAUAUCCGGGCAGAGACUAUAAAUUAUAACAGUUAUAACAUGCACUAGCGGCAAAGUUAGUGCAGUUGAUCUCAGCUUCAUGGCUGUAACGCAGCCAUGCAAUGUCAAUGACAAAUACAUAAGCCAGCAGGGUUCUUGUGCGCACUUUAUAUAACUCAAUAGUGUAGCAAUUCAUUGCAUUAUUAGCUUUUACUCCUUCAAAUUCGGCCGGGAAACUACAAUGACCAGCCUCGUACCCAGGUGCAAAUAACGUACGAGGGUGCUUGGGCCCCUCAUCUUAGCCACUGAUCUAUAUAAAAACACUGUAGUGUUGCUAUUUUUAGUACGUUAUUUGCGCCUGGGUACGAGGCUGUACAAUGACAAAUAGAAGACAGCAGGGUUCUUUCGCACACGUGCCAUGCAUCGUAGGGUGACUAUUAUCUCAGUCUAAACACUAGGAAUUAGAUCAUGUGCGUAAUAUUUCCAGAGUUUUAAAACGAAUUUAACUCCCAUUAAAGUCAGGCUGCACGCAGGCUAACUCCCAAUUACAAAAUGCAAAGUUCAAUAUACAAAACAAAAUAUAUUUCAAAAUCAAACUCCUCAAAAAUAUAAUAAAAAUGUUUGACACGUACAGUGUGGCUAUACUGAGCACGGAACUGCAUGACAGUUUACAUGCAUGGACUAUAACUAAGAGCCUGCGGAGUUCGGUGCUGUGCAGCGACGCUGAUGCGCUCAAUUAUGCGGCGACUAAAAACAAAACGACGAAUAUAUUUUACUAUCGCACGCGAGUAUAAUUACAUCGUUUUCUAUAGCUAAUUUACUUUAAAGCGUGAAGAAAUGUCAGCAAAAACAGCAAUACAAUAUAUUAUACUCAUUUUGUAAUUUAGUUGCAUCGUUUUCAAACCGUCAUAACUGCCAUGCAGGAAAGACAGCAAUACAUUAUACUAUACUCAUUUUGUAAUUUACUUCGUCAAGGACAAUACAAGCCUAUAUGGCUGUAUAGAUGCCUAAAGGCUUUUAUGCGCAAUUGUACCAUUUCACUAUAGGCACCUAUACGCCACGUAUAGACGUUUUUCGUAUAUGGUUUUAGUAUACGUUGUCAAGGACAAUGUCCCGUUGACAUUGACUAAUUGAUUGUCCAUGUCAAGCCGCCAGUGCUGCGAGUCAAGUAGACCAUCCUGUUAUCAAUGUGAUAUUUCCGAUUUCCAGUUGUUGAUAUCACAGAAACUAUUUAUGCAGCACUGCAGUUGUACUUAUUUUCAACCAUUCAACAAACGCACUUACACACAAUUUCAUCUUCAAGCAAUUUUAUACCAUCAUAUUUAAUGGAAGAAUUCAAACGUUUUACUAAUGACAUAAAUGGAGUCAAUAGUUGUGUGAAUGAGUUUCUAAGUAUUAUAACUGGGGCAUCCAAAAAGUCACUGAAAAUAUGAAAAAAGAAAGUUAGACGAAAGUUAAGCAAUGUAACAAAAAAAAAGUGGUUUGACAAAGAAUGCUGGAUAAAGAGGCAUGAACUUCGUGAACUUGCAAACCGAAAACAUAAGGAUCCAGGAAAUAUAGAUUUAAGAAAUGCAUAUCAUUCCACACUAAAAACAUACAAAGAGACUCUAGAAACUAAGAAAAACAUUUUUCACCAGGAAAAGAUAAAUAAAUUAGAAAAGGCAACUGAAAAUAAUCCAAAUCUCUUUUGGAAAAAUUUCCAAACUACUAAUGAUACCAUAGAGAAUAACACUAAUUCCAACAACUCCCCAAGCGAAGAAGACUGGCUUACACAUUUCGGAAAAUUACACUGCAAACACAGAUUAACUGAAGAGUAUGAGGAAAUCAUUGAAAAACUUGACACCCUUCGACCAUCAUGUACACCAUCUGACAACCAUCUGACACACUUCGACCAUCAUACACUAUCUUCACCAUCUGACAACCCUUCCCUGUAUAACCACCCUACACCAUCAUACACCAUCUGACACACUUUGGCCAUCAUACACUAUCAUACACCAUCGAUCAGACAACCAUCUGACACACGUCGACCAUCAUACACCAUCUUCACCAUCUGACAACCCUUAAUUCCCUGUAUAACCACCCUACACCAUCAUACACCAUCUGACAACCAUCUGACACACUUUGACCAUCAUACACCAUCAUACACCCGCUGACAACCAUCUGACACACUUCGACCAUUAUAUACACCAUCUGACAACCAUCUGACACCAUAUACCAUCUUCACCAUCUGACAACCCUUCCCUGUAUAUCCACCCUACACCAUCAUAAACCAUCUGACAACCAUCUGACACGCUUCGACCAUCAUACACCAUCUGUACCAUCUUCACCAUCGGACAACCCUUGCAUCUAUAACAACCCUACACCAUCAUACACCAGCCGGACUUUAAAUGGAGAGAAGUCAGUCUGCGAAUCAGGGAAUAAUACCGUGUUCGCGCCAUCUUUUGAAUUGCAUGGAUUCAAACGUGAUUGUCUAUUGCUCAGAAGUCUAAUACACACGCUACAACUGGCCAAUUCGUUAAUAUAUAUUUAGUUCAAACAACAUUCCAGAAUGAAAAAAAUGGCGGACAAAAACACGAAGUGCAAUGUUGUGUGUAAUUUAUGCACGACUCCCAUACAAAAGAUAUGAAAGGGUUCUCAUUGAGGUUCCCAAGACGCCAUUUUGCUAAAUAUAUUAUUUUGUUGAACUGAAUCUAUUAACGAAUGGCCAAUCGUAGCGCGUGUAUUAGGCUUCUGAGCAAUAGCCAAUCACGUUUGAACACAAAAAUCCAUGCAAUUCAAAAGAUGACGCGACACGGUAUUGUUGCCUGAUUCGCAGACUGACUUCUCCCCAUUUAAAGUCAGGCUGCACGCAGGCUAGACCCACUUCGGCCAUCAUACACCAUCUGUACCAUCUUCACCAUCUGACAACCCUUCCCUGUAUAACCAUCAUACACCAUCAUACACCAUCUGACAACCAUCUGACACACUUCGACCAUCAUACAUCAGUACAUCACCAUACACCAUCUUCACCAUCAGAUGCCUGUAUUGGACAUUGCUCGCCGCCUGAGCAACUUUUUAUGUACAAUUACAACCACAAUCUAUCACUAGAAAAAUAAAUAGUCAAUCUCGACUAACAUCAUAACAAAAUUGCUGUAUCUUGUUCUUAUCAAAAUCAUGCAUCUUCCCUUGGGAAAGUUUCAAUGGUACAUUGAAUACUGAUACUGCUGGAUGUUUAUUUUUUACCAGAUACCAUUAUCCGGUACUUCCCUAAUUACCUUAAUUCUUAUAAUUAAAGUUACUCAAUUAUUAUUUAUAGAGACCUCUGUCGGCAGGAAACUCAACAAUUGAGCUGUCUUUGUAAUAAUUAUUGCAUUUAAUUUAUUCUUUAACAUGUUUAUUUAUGCUUUAAGUGUAUUCUAUGUCUGUGCAUUGUUUAGGAAAGUAUGUUGAACGUCUUCGUUGUGCUGAAAAGAAGAUCGAGACAUUUCCAUGUCCUACAUGUCGUUCAGAGUUUACUCUCAAAUCAAACCAAGAUGUUGCUGAACUGCCAAGCAGUUAUUUCAUCAAGAAUAUGCUGGAAAUUAUGGCGAUUCAACAAAAAGCGAAAACAUCCACCGCAUGUUCCCGCUGCCAAGAUCCUGCCAUUAAUCACUGCGCAUCAUGCCAAAUAUUUAUGUGUAAGAAAUGUUCAGGGUUACAUGAUACCUGGCCUGCCAACAAAAACCAUAAUACAUUAUCCGUACAGGAACUGAGCAAUCCUGAAAGUCAAGUAAAAACGAGAAGCAAGCUUUAUUGCACGAAACACAAAGACGAAGUACUCAAAUACUAUUGUGAAACAUGCAAAGAACUUAGCUGUAUAGACUGCAUGGUGUUGAAUCAUCAAAAACAAAACCAUUCGUGUGUGGCAGUGAGUGAACUCACACAGAAGCAAAGAGAAACAUUGCAAUCAAGCUGUAUAACACUUGAUGAGAAAGUAGCUGAAGGAAAGGAAGCGUUGAACAACAUUUGUGAGGUGAUGAAGUCGCUUGAAAAAAAUGCUAAAACUGCUAAAGAUCAAAUCCAAGAACAAAAGGAAAAUAUCUUGAAGAUUGUGGCAGAAAAACUUGACGAGAGAGCAAAGAAAAUGAAUGAGGAUGUGGACCAAGCUUAUGGUGAAUUACACAGUGAACUGAGCGAACAACAUGAUGAAAUGAAAGAUUAUCUUGAUAAAGUCCAAGCUUCAGUGUCCUUGCCAAGAAAUCUCCUAAAGAGAGGAAGUAUUGAAGAAAUUAUUUCAUCACAAAAAUUGAUUGAUGAGAAAAUCGAGAGAUUGAGAAAUGACCGGCCGGAGAAUUUUGCUGCAGUGAAUGAUGGUGGUAUUUGGUAUGUACCUGACGACAUUGGAAAUAUCAAUGUUGAUGAAAUUGUUGAUAAGUUGGGACAUGUGGAAGGUAUGUGCAAUUUAUGGUAUAUUACCGUCAAUACAUUAUACAGGUUCAGCACGCUUGAGUUAGAUAGUUUAUAAUAAUACUUUGUUCCUUUAGCAUGAUAAAAUUUGUCUAAAUAUCAUUUGUAUUUUGCUGUUUCAAUAACUUAUUUGUUCCGGUUUUCAGUUCAAAUCCAUUUGUUACAUUUGAUGGUACUUUCUCAAUUAUUUCAUCCGUAUUAAUAUUUUUGGAAGAUGUUACAGAAUACAGAUGUUGAAUAUCACUGUUCUUAGAUGUUUUCAAUAUGCGCCUAACCGAAAGUUUGCAUUGUAAAUAUAUAUCUGAAGCAGAGCAAAAGUCAAUCCCUAGAUAUGAUUUUGGCAGUUUUAGAUGAGUGAUAUUGCCACUAAUCGAGAUCUGUAACCAUUUUCGAAUAUACUUAUUAUUAAUAAUAAGAAUAAUAAUAAGAACAAGAACAAGAACAAGAACAAGAACAAGAACAAGAACAAGAACAAGAAUAAGAAUAAUGGAAACUUUAUUUUGACAUAUUAUGUAUAUACAAUUAUAAAUCUCACUAUUUAAGGUAAUUUAUAAUUGACUACUUGAACUAUUAAUUAUUGAUAAACUAUAUUACAGGUAUAAAACUAAGAGAAAGCUCAUUCUUAAAUGUUCAUCAAGUCCGGAUCGGUCCAAUCCCUUGUUUCUACAACAAAAUAUAUUGUACGUUGUUCUGAUGGCGACGGACAUUAUUUUCUUAACACAAAAGUUCUGAUGUUUUUUAUCUAGACCAACUUCGUUCAACAUUUUCAUAAACGUGCUACAUUCUUUGGAGAAAACACCUAAGGCACUAUAAUAGACAAAUUAAUAAAUUUGACAGUUUUGAAAUGGUCUCUCUGCUGCGUAAUUAGAUCCUGCGUAAUUAGAUCCGUAUCUUUCCCUUCUGCGAUCGACGUUGUUUUGGAGAUUGGAUUCAUAUCCGACAGAGAGUUCGAGUAUGUACAGACAAUCAUUUGAAAUCGAAAGAAGCAGAUCUGGGCGAUAAGUGUCACCGGUUAUUAUUGACGGGCUCUUGUAUCCAGGAAGGUCGACAAAUAGAGUGGAGUUGUGGUCAGGUUGGAAUGUUUUUGCGAUAAAAUUGAGAAUAGAGUCAUGCAUGUCUCCAAGUAAAUCGUGGAAGGUAUGACUGCUGACAUCCCGCGACUACGUGCAGAAGGGUUUCAGGGUUCAGGCAGAUGGAACAAUCAGAGUUUGACAUUUUUCCACAUUUUGUGACGUUUUUUCGUGUGGGAAGAGUGUUGUUGAUGUAACGGAUGGUGAAGUUAUAGUGCUUUUUGGCAAGCUUGACUGAGAUUUGGACCAUAGGUUGUUUAGUGUAGACAAUGAGAACUUGGUGACGUUAGUGAAAAAGGAGCGUCGGAGAAGCAGAUGAUUUGAAGCUUGUCCUCUUGUGCAGAUUUGAAACUUUUAAGAACUUCCUUUGUUGAGGUGUAGACGUCGUACUGUAUGUUAGUAUUGUCGCAAGUUGAUUUCCAUAAAUUCCUUAUAUAUACAAUCAUUUGGAGAGGUUUUUAAGGCUUUACGAGAGACUGUUUGGCACUGAGUAAACUUGACGGAUGGAGGUCAAAUAAUAAUAAUCAUAAUCAUAAUCAUAAUAAUACAGAAUUUCCACAAAAUGGCUCUUCGUUUGUAAGUCCUAUAACUACAAAUAAUUUAAAUGGAGUAAAAUGUUAGGAUAAUUACACGUAACUAGUGAGUAAAUUAAAUUACAAUGUACAUACUAUCUAAUUAAAUUAUUUAAUCGUUCGUUCGUUCGUUCGCCAUCAAGAGAUAAUCGGUGUUUUUACAGUCCGUUUAAAAUAUUGUAAAUCCGAGAGUUUCUAAUUUCAACUGGCAAACAGUUGAACACGUCUGCAGCAGUGGCUUGAAAGGUGUCGUUUUCGAUGGGAACAUUUAUUUUCGUUUCCGAGGAUGAUCCUAGUGUCCUUUUGGGAAUAUACUGCUCAAGCUUUGAAUAUGAAUACCCUUAAAGGCAGCUUGUGCCAAAUGAAACUCUCUCCGUUCUUUCAUAGGAAGCUAUCCCAAUUUCAAUACGUCUUGUUCAGAGGCGUAUCUUCUGACUACAAAGCCUGCUGCCGCUCGCUGCACUCGCUGAAGGCAUUUCAGAAUUAAGAUAUACAGGAACUGGAUGGCACACCAUGUCGUUGUAAUCGAGUUUUCAUAAAACUAAACACUCGGAAAUUUUUUACCGUAGGUGGUGUUUCUGCAACGUACAAAUUAAAAAAGUCAUCCAGUAUUUUGAAAGAAGAGAUUGCCUUCAUCGAGCAACUAGAGAAAUGGUUGGGAGAGAAGUGUAAAUGGAAUCUUUGUUACAGAGCUUCCAGAGAUGGUUGGAGUGCCCAAGAUUUUCACAGACAUUGUGACAAUAAAGGACCGACAGUGGUUUUAGUGAAAGCCAAUGAUUGUAUCUUUGGCGGAUACACUGACCAACACUGGGAUUCAGGUACACGCGUAAAAACGCUGAGCCUGCUGUUUAACAGGAUUGAACAAUGUUGUGCGGCCCACAUUGUUCACACUUGCCAACAAUAUUGAACAAUAUUGUUGAGCCUGAAUCAGGUUUACACCUGAUUCAGGCUCAACAAUAUUGUUCAACAUUGUUGCCAACUGGGAACAAUGUGGGCCGCACAACAUUGUUCAAUCCUGUUUUCAUCAAUAUUGCAACAACCUGAUCGUAUAGCUGUGUAUGUCAGAUAA